AUGGCCAGCAUAGAGGUACCUCUAGCCAGGGACCAGCGAUCCAGCGAUAUGGAGAGUUUUUCACCAGUUAUAGAUAGUUUGGAGUUUCAUGAGGGUGUUGCCAUUUCCACGGCGAAUGAACCCUUAUCUGAGUCCAUGUCUGACUCUGUCUCCUCCUUCGCAGAUACCUUGAAGAUAGAUAUGACAGAAGACAUGGUUCUAUCCAUGCAGCAUGAUAGGCUGCCGAGUUUUGUUUCCGAAACUAACGAAUCUGGUCUAUCGCCCAUCAAGGUCUCGGGGUCUGGAGAUUCGUUUCCGAAGAGAGUUUUGACACCAUCGCGGAGUCGAACCUUGCGAUCCAAUGUACGUGACAAUGUUGAGCAGUCAAGUUUUGCAAAAAGCCAAAAGAGCCCCACAAAAGGAGCUUCAAUAUUGGAUAAUGAAGAAAUACGACAUCCCAGUCUUAACUCGGGCCAUUUCGCGACUCCAGUGAGGAAAAGGGCACAUUCAUCAUCAAGCUCGGUGUCAGGAAACACACCGAAAUACACUACGCCUACCGGACCGGAGUCUCUAAAACGCGUCACUUUCAUGAAGGGUGUUGAAUAUGACCCGCCUACUUCUUCUCCUACCAAAAACCUGACGCCUUCUCGCUCAAUUCUCAAACAACGCAUCUUCGAGGACGACGAGUUUUCCGUUCAAGACUCCAAUCUGGAGGCCAACGAAUCCUGGAUACCCGGUUCUAUUAUCCAAUUGGAGCCAUCGUCUGAACGAACAGCUUAUGUUGUUCCAGGCUGUAUCAGGGCAUUAUCAACUCCAGGGUUCGAACACCGUUUCGAAGCAUAUGCCUCUAUCAAUUACGCUAUCAAGAUCAACACUGCUGAUUUCAUGGUGAGAAUCAUCACGCCGAGACUGAAUGAGCUUAUCGCUCUAAUUGAAGCUGAUACAAAAGGGUUCAUUGCAAAAGUUCAAUCUGAAGUUGGAACGGACGCAUUUGAGUUGAGGGCCGAGGUCCAGACGGUGAAAAUACUAGGGUUUCUGCUAUCCAAUCAGCACUUGUGCACCCUUAUGGAACCAGCAACUCUACGAGGUUUCCUUGCAAGUGCGGUUCAUGUCCUCAGCAACUCAACAUUUUCAAAGAGCAUAGUGGCAGCGUAUCUUCAGGUGAUACGAGACCACAAGGUGCCGAACGGUAUAGUUGGGCAUCCACUAUCGGAGUCGCUUCUGUUCGGCGUGCUCAACAUCAAAGCCAUGAACAGCGUCAGCUUAAUGAUAGAGCAAAUAGCGACUUUGAGAAACUUUGUGGCCAAAAAUCGCCAGAUAAUGGCAAAGAACAUCGCAGUAUGGUUCAACUUCGUGUGUGGUUGUCUUUGUGAUGUCGGACUGGGAGGAAACGACAAAGUGGUAAGAAUGGUCUCGUUAUUGCUGGUGGAUAUGGUAGUCCAAUUUGAAGAUAUUCCAGCAACCAGGACUAUGGUAUUUGAUUUUCUAAACGGAACCAUGAAAGAGAGCAACUUUGAAACCAAACUUCUUCCCAAUGGGGACCACCUUAGGUCCAGCAUCACGAUAAUUGAGUUCCUUGCUGAUAGACUCAAGAAGCUGGUACUUAGAGGAAACUAUUCCGUUGCAAUGACCAUAUGGUCUCACGUCACGCUCCUUCUAAAUAAGUUUACCUGGCAGGAUGGAAUUGAAAGCUGGGGAAAGGCAAAGUGUUGGAUCGAGGUGUUCGUUCAAUGUUACAAGUAUAAUGAGCAAGCUGCUUGUGAAUCGCUGAAGGCGUGGACUACAUUUGUUACCAUGAUUUCGGGAUCAUUUCCAACUGGUGGAGACCUCUCCAUCAUCCCUGCUGGAGUGAAAGAAAGAUUGGGCUUACUAGUGUCUCCGUUCAAAUUAUGCGAUCAAUACGCUACCAUUGAGGUUUCCCAGCAGUUUGACGACCUCUAUAGACGCAUAUACAUGUCUAUCACCAAGACUUAUAUGAGAAAGUCCACUUCCAAAGACUGUUUCCCGCUGGUUAAUGUUUUAUGGGAAUGCUGCAUGUCCCCACCCCUCACAUCCUUCUAUUUCACAAAAACCGCUGCGACUCAGAGAAUUUCACUGGGGGUUUCUAUGGUAUCUGCCAUGUUCAAUGGUCGUUCAGCAAACUCAAUGCAGCAAAAGUCUGCGAAAAUGCUGAGGACUGGCUUUACAACUGGCCAGGAAUUGCUGCCGUUAAGUCAGCGUUGGAUGAUAUCUGCCGAGCAGGCUCUUGCCAGCUUGAUUGCAGACGCUUUCGGUGCUCUAAAUAUGACGAAAGAAGAGCGGAGAACCCUUCUAAAUACUUACAUGGCAGCCAUGUCGAGGAUUGUGCCGUUUGUCCAGAAUGCGCAGAAGGCUUUCUUCCUGAAAGUCAUAUAUCAUACUCGAUUCCUCGUGAAAGAGCUGGUCGAAUAUACCAAAGAGAAGGAGUCAUUUACUCCCGAUGAAUGCAUAAGAAUACUGCUAUCGAUCAAAGACAACUUCAACAUCGAGAGUAUUGUUUUGGAAAGUGCUGGUUCUCCUUCGUGUUGUGCUACUAUGGUUUCUUACUUCUUGGACUCGGAGGAGCUGGCGUUGGAGCUAUGUGAGACUAUGAUGCCCAUUCUGGGAAAGAAGGAUUUGGUAUUUUACUCAACCAUCGUGGGACUCAAGAAACCAUUUUUGAAUGACUUUGUCAUUCGCAGGUUGAAACAGUACUCGCUCUCCAAUAAGAGCGAUCUGAGUCUGCUUGGCCAUAUCAUUGGUAACCUCGAUGCUAACUCUGAGUUCAUCACUGCGCUGUUGAAAGCGCUACCAAAUGUAUCUGACCCAUCGAUAGUACCAAGGAUUAAUCUUGAGAACUGGAACUUCCAGUCAAUAAUGAUGUUUUUCGAAAUUUCCAAAGUGUUCAAGAGUGGUGACAAGACCAAGUCUUUUGCGCUUUUGUGGAAGCCCUGGGUAUCUGUUUUGCAAAAGACGUCCGUUGAUGAGAUAUUGGAGUAUUUGGGACCAGAAAAGUUUCUUGACUCUUUGCCGAGUGCAUUUUACCUAAAAGUGAUCUCAAAUCUUCUGCUUAGUGAGCUCAGUUCGAAUCAGGUUGGCAAAACAACCACGCUAGUAUCGAGCUGGAUAAGCUUUUGCGAACGAUCUUCAAAAGAAAAUGUGACAAUUGAGACUUUCAAGCUUCUCCGUGAUCGGUUGGAGAAAUUUCCUGAUGAAGGCAUUGUGGAGAACGUGCCUGGCUAUUUGAACUGGAGUGGUUCUUCGCGGAUAUGUUCCCCAUUGAAAUCAAAAUCCGAAGAUGAAGACGGGUCUGGAAAUGAUUCUACAUCCGCAAUUGAUUCUAUUCCUUCUCAAAUUUCCACGGAGCAAAUUUCCAUUGAGCCCUGUAGGUCUGACGAAGUUACCAAAUCCGGCCCGGCUCAUGUUUCUGCCGUGGUUGAUGUUCCUGCUUCCAACUCAGAUCAAGGAAGCCCUCCUCCAAAGAGAUCGCACGAUGCUUCUGUGGUCUCCCUUUCGGAUUCAAGUGACAAUUGGCAGGAAAAAGUUGCGAAAAAGCAACAACUAGGCGAUGUUAGAGAUGAAAAUGGAUCACAAAAGGAGCCGCUUGCUCCAUAUACUACUUUGACCAGUUUUGAUGAGGCUCUUCAGGCGCAAUUGGUGCCCUCGCCCAAUCUCCAAAGUCCCUGGAAAACUCUUGAUGAUUUGGUUCGUGAGAUCUGCGAGACGAUGCCCGAGGGACUGAGCAGUGAAGGCAAGGUUGAACUCGAGAAAAACAUGCUACGAUUACUUUUCAAAUUGAAAACUUCAGGUGUGCACUAG
This is a messenger RNA of Kuraishia capsulata CBS 1993, 3795 nucleotides long. RefSeq lists its product as uncharacterized. Lineage: Eukaryota; Fungi; Ascomycota; Pichiomycetes; Pichiales; Pichiaceae. The record is from RefSeq and is a predicted model, not a curated record. The transcript has a single exon. The coding region runs from base 1 to 3795 and encodes 1264 amino acids.